AGUAUGAUGAAAAUGGGAUGAAAUGGCUAGAGUUUUAAGAAUAUUUCAAGGAGUAAGAUUGUUUUUCUAGUAUUUUUUUUAAAUUAGUACAAAUUUAUUAUGCAAAGGGAAAUAUCUCAAUAAUACGAAAAUAGGAAGAUGGAAAAAUUAUUGUUAUGGAGCAGCAAUAAUUAAAAAUAUGUAUAAUGUCAAAUUAUUUAAAGGGGUGGCGAAUAUGAUGAAAAUGAAUUAAAAAUGGACGUUGGAGAGCCAAGCGUUGAUUAUUGGGUGUAAUUAUUUAUAUUUGAAUACCAAAGGUUACAUAAGAUAAUUCUUGCUGGAACUUAUAAAAAUGGAAUAAAAGUGGGCACUUGGGAAAUUAAAAAAAAUAAUCAUAAAGUGUAUAAUAAUUAAAUUAAAAUAUAAAGAGGGGGAGGAGAUUACGACGAUUAGGGAAGAAAAAAUGGAUAAUGGAUUGAUAUUUAAUCAAAUUUUGAUUUGUACUAUUUAAAAUUAAUAUUUAGGUCAAAAAUUAAGUUUAUUCAAGGAGAAUAUAUAAAUGGGAAGAAAAAUGGAGAAUUCAAAGUAAGAAGUUGA
This is a messenger RNA of Paramecium octaurelia, 576 nucleotides long. Lineage: Eukaryota; Ciliophora; Oligohymenophorea; Peniculida; Parameciidae. The record is from the annotation of a GenBank genome assembly.